Ilex paraguariensis (yerba mate) is the source of this 1720-nucleotide messenger RNA. Lineage: Eukaryota; Viridiplantae; Streptophyta; Magnoliopsida; Aquifoliales; Aquifoliaceae. The record is from the annotation of a GenBank genome assembly.
AUGACUUCCUCUUUCUCUUCCAGCGACUUCGCCGGAAACAAUUUUCUUCAGGGUGUGUUCUUCUUGGCUGAUAUCAAAAUAGUAGAGGUAUUAUUUGCCCUUCUUGUUUUUGUAGUGAUACAUUCUUUGAGGCAAAAAAAGCGUCAAGGACUACCCAUUUGGCCCUUCGUUGGAAUGUUACCAUCCUUGGUGUCCGGUCUUCGAACCGACAUGUACGAGUGGAUUACUGGCGUGCUUUGUACCCAAAAUGGAACUUUUACAUUCAAAGGCCCUUGGUUUACCAAUCUCAAUUGUGUUGUGACUUCGGAUCCUCGAAACUUGGAGUACCUUCUCAAAACUAAGUUCUCAAACUUCCCUAAAGGAGAAUAUUUCAGAAAUACAGUUAGGGAUCUCCUUGGUAAUGGCAUUUUCAAUGCCGAUGAUGAGAUCUGGCAGAGGCAGAGGAAGACCGCAAGCAUUGAGUUCCACUCGGCUAAGUUUAGGCACUUGACCACUGAGUCGUUGCUCGAGCUCGUGCACUCUAGGCUCUUGCCUGUCUUGGAAGACUCUGUUCAGCAAUCCAUUCUCAUCGAUCUACAAGACAUCCUUCUAAGACUCACAUUCGAUAAUGUAUGCAUGAUUGCCUUUGGGGUUGAUCCUGGUUGUUUACGCCCUGGCUUGCCUGAAAUACCAUUUGCUCAGGCGUUUGAGGCAGCGACAGAAGCAACUGUAAAGCGAUUUGUUAUUCCAACUUUUAUUUGGAAGGCCAUGAGAUAUUUGAACUUAGGGUCGGAGAAAGAACUGAAGCAAUCAAUAAAGGGUGUCGACGAGUUUGCAGAGGAAGUGAUUCGAACGAGGAAGAAAGAGCUUUCUUUGCAAACAGAGGAUAAGAAGCAAAGAUCAGAUCUGCUGACAGUGUUUAUGGGGCUGAAAGAUGAACAAGGACAACCAUUUUCGGAUAAGUUCUUGCAAGAUAUAUGUGUGAACUUCAUAUUAGCCGGAAGAGACACUUCAUCAGUGGCGUUGAGCUGGUUUUUCUGGCUGCUUGACCGGACUCCGGUGGUUGAAGGAAGAAUUCUGGCUGAAAUUUGCCAGAUACUUAGUGACAGGAAAGAUUGCGAUGAGAGCAAAAGCCAUCGAGUAAUUUUGCCAGAAGAGGUGAAGAAGAUGGAAUAUUUGCAUGCUGCUCUAUCAGAGGCUCUAAGGUUGUACCCUUCAGUACCGGUGGAUCACAAGGAGGUUCUUGAGGAUGAUGUUUUUCCUGAUGGAACGGUGUUAAAGAAAGGAACAAAAGUGGUGUAUGCAAUCUAUACGAUGGGCAGAAUGGAAGAGAUAUGGGGAAAGGACUGCAGAGAAUAUAAGCCAGAGAGAUGGCUUAGGGAUGGCAGAUUCAUGAGCGAAUCUGCCUACAAAUUCACGGCUUUCAACGGCGGUCCACGGCUGUGCUUAGGAAAAGAUUUUGCUUAUUACCAGAUGAAAUUCGCAGCAGCCUCGAUUCUGUACCGUUAUCGCGUGAAGGUGGUGGAAAAUCAUCCUGUAAGGCCAAAACUGGCGUUGACCAUGUACAUGAAGCAUGGGUUGAAAGUGAAACUCUCCAGGCGUGAUGAGUCUGAGCUUCAAAAGUAUCUCAAGAUGAAAAAUUAAGGUCCAAGGAAGGGCUUGUUCAUGGGUUGGUGCUAUUGGUUAUGUUUUCAUUUCAUUUCAUUUCCUUUUUUUUUUGGUUUUAAUAUACAUAAUUUGG